This is a messenger RNA of Geosmithia morbida, 657 nucleotides long. RefSeq lists its product as uncharacterized. Gene Ontology annotation, molecular function: protein-macromolecule adaptor activity. The transcript has a single exon. The record is from RefSeq and is a predicted model, not a curated record. The coding region runs from base 1 to 657 and encodes 218 amino acids. Gene Ontology annotation, biological process: proteasome regulatory particle assembly. NCBI's taxonomy places the organism in Eukaryota, Fungi, Ascomycota, Sordariomycetes, Hypocreales, Bionectriaceae.
AUGUCAUCCUCGGCAGACACAGGCCCCAUAUCCCCCGCGCGCUUCUCCGCCGCCCUGAAAGACCUCUCAGUCGAGAUGCUCCACCUCAAAGUCCUCGAGAUCCGCAACUCGAUAGCUCACCUGCAAUACUCCAACGACCAGCUCCGGCCAUUCGCAGACGGUACGCAGCCGGCCUCCUCCGCAGACGGUACCCUGUCCGGGCAAGGGGCAGGAGAGCCCGACCAGGAUUGCAUCGACGCCAUACGCGAAAACGACGUGGUGAUAGAGCGCAUGACAGAGCGCAUAGCCCUCGUCAGGAUCGAGGUGGAGGAGAGGGGCGUCAGCUGGGACGAGUUCCAGAGCAGAGACGAGCUCGAUGCGAGGGCGGCGGCUACAUCAACGACAGCAGAGGCCACCGCAACGAAUGGUCAGCAGCAGACGACGUCGUCGCCCUGGACGGACGGGACAUUUCAGACCGGUACUAUCCGGAACGGAGAAGUCCAUCUUGAUGAGCAAGGUGCUGGUGCUGGUGCUGGUGCUGGUGCUUCUGCCUCGACCUCUGCAUCCCGGACAGGAGGUUCCCUCGACGAUCAACAACUUCGCCAGGCCCUAGAGGAGCGUAUGCGCAACUUGAAUCAUGACGAUGAUGAUGAUGAACAGGGCGGCAUGCAUCUCUAG